UCUCUCUCUCUCUCUCCCUCUCUCUCUCUCUUCUCUCUCUCUCUCUCUCUCUCUCUCUUAUAAAGCUUGAACAGCUGAUCUCGUGCAUCAGAAAGAGCCGCAGCUCCGUACGCGCCGCGGAGAGGGAUAAGAGAGGGGGAAAGAGAGAGGUACAAGAAAGAGAGAGAGAGAGAGAGAGUGCGACGGAGAGAUGAGCUGUUCAUGUCUUCCAACUGUCGGUAUCUGGACGAGUAUUUUAGCAAUAUCACAGCGGAACUGUGACGACGUUUUGUGCGACUCUGAAGUCUCUCUCUUCGCAGACAUUUCCGAGACUCAUUUCUGUUUCGGUUGUGAGCGUCUUUAACCUUCAGUUGCUCUUUGACCGUUUGACGACCGCUUCACCUGUUAUUAUUUCACUUCUUCUUCUUAAGGCUCGUUUUUUGGCAAACUAUCCGACUGUUUCGACUCCUCCGUGUGGGAAAUUCCUUUGGACAGUGUUUGGCCUCCAGUUAAGCGUCUGAAACUUAUUUUAUUGUCUCUUUUUUCGGACUGGAGCGGUAGGUAAAAGCUGUGGCACGCGGAGAAGUGGAGGAGCUGUCCGGUGCUGAAUUCAAGGGGGCACGAGGACAGCUGUCCGCGUGGUGGAAACCGACGAUUUGGUCGACGAAACAAACAGUCGACUUUCUUAGUCGAAACAGCGGGAUAAACACGAAACAAAACAGAAGGAAAGGAGACUUUGACUGCACGAAGCCAACAGAGGAGUAGAUUUAUUUUCCUUGUUCGACCUCUCAGAGCUGCGCAGGUCUUCCAGUAGCGACUUUGACCCCAUUGUUUUUUUCUUUGAGCAACAAUAAACCAAGAUAUGAAAAAUACACACAAAUGAGGAACACUUGAUUCGUCCUGUCUCCAAAAAGCCAUGUCUGCUAUCCACUUUCGAGGCAGUUUGAUUGGAAGGAGCAAACGCAUCGUUAGUAGCUGAAACCGAGGAGUGCAUUCAAAUCAGACAAUUCAAGAGUUUCACCAACAAGUCUGAAGAGGGUUGGAAGAGUGUGUGUUGAUUUUUUUUUCUCGAGUGAAGAAGGAACAACAAAACUGCUGUCCCAUCAUGCCUCGCUCAUUCUUAGUGAAGAAAGUGAAACUGGACGAUUUUUCGGCUGCAGAGCUGGAGAGCUCAUAUGGUCACAGCAGAAGAGAGGAGCUCAGUCUGCGGUUCCAUCAUCAUCAUGAUAAAGGUUUGUCACUCUCUACCUAUACACUCUCACUAUCUCUCAUACAUCAUCCAGAUCAUCCCAUUACACACAGAUUUAAAGCUUUAGUCGGAGAAGGGGAAUUAUGGGGUCAAACUGCGGGCACAACCCAAAAAUAUAAACAAUGAAAUGUUCCUUUUCUUGCACAGAUUAUGAACUGUGUUAUUAUGUAGGAGGCAGAUCAGAGAGAUGGCUUAGAGGUGAGAAAAUCUCCUUUAAAAUGAGACAGGCUGAUAACCUCACAUGCUUAAGGCUACAAAAAGGCACACAUUGCUUCAAGAAAUGUAAUGUGGUAAAUGUGUGAUACACAUUGACACUCCUCCUGGCCAAGUCAAAGGUCAUAGCAGAGAAUUAAUAAACCCUAUGUAAUAUUUAAGUGUUAAGACAUUACAAACCAUAACAUUUUUUAAUUGCUAAGUUGGAAAAAUCAGAUAAAUCUUAUGGUAAAACUCUUUUUUUGUCUUAAAAUGGAGCCACUUGGAUAGAAAGGCACUCUUAGCUUGCCAUCCAAAUAGAUUUCAUGAAGGAAACAAACCUAACAUUGAAAAGUGAGGGCAAAACUUGUACUUUUAUGUCUUGAAAUGAUGCCAAAAGUGGAGUCAGAGAGCUGAGAUUAAUUAUCUUACAUCAUAUGUUGUGGGAUUCUCUGUUGUUCUGUUGCCCAGUAAAUUAUUCAAAUCAGGUUGUUUCCAGCAGCUCUGUGUGUCUCUCUUUAAGAUUUUAACAAUAUUACACAGCUAGCAUUGACGCUUAAUGGUUCCCACGCAGAGUUUAAUCCUGCGUUCAGGAGCGAAAUACAAUACGGAGUGGUUGGGAGAAGGUCAAACAUUCAGGGGAAUUUCUCAGGUAUUGAUAAAAUAUUGUCUUCAUAUUUCUGAGCAAAAGCUGAGAUUCUUUUUGUAAUAUUGUGGAGCCAAGGGAGCUGACCACCAAGACUGUAAAAAAACCAAAAACCUUUGACUUCUCUUACUGUAUUGUUUCAGUUUUAUGGCACCUUUACUUUAAGCAUCAUUAUGCUUUACAGCCACUUUUAGCUGAUAAUUCUUGUUUUAUGGCACUUCUACUGCGAUCUUGAUGAGCUGUACAGCCUCUUUUAUCCAGCUGCUUUCAUUAGUCACUUCAACUAUAAUGGGUCAACCUUAAUGCUCUGAUUGUUUCGAGCUGAAAAAACAACAACAAAUAAGCACAAAUAAACAGAAUCAGCUAUUCAAAAGAUGAAAUCGAACGCUUAUUUGUUGAGAAAUGUAAAAAUAUUUGAACUAAUUUGUCACUUUCACUGUAAUGGGUCAACCUUAAUGCUCUCAUUAACCUAGUUUCAAGUAGAAAAUAAACAACAAAUAAGCACUUAUAAACAGAACCAACUAUUCAAAAGAUGAAGUCGAACACCUACUAGUUGAAAAAUGUAAAAAUAUGCAAACUAAAGUACAGCAUAACUUAUGGUUAGGAGUAUGUAUGGACUAGCAAAUUCUACCUCAAGGUAAUAGUCAGGAUUGGACCUAUAAUUUAACCCUUUAAUGCCUGAAACCACAAAUUAUGGCCAGAAAAUUCAAUUUCUUUUGGAGCUGAAAUGUUUAUUUCACUUACUACUGAAAACCAAAAAAAUCAAAAUGUCCUUAAAAUGUAUUAAAUAUAUUUAUUUAUCUUGUUUGAUACAUCGGACGUUUUUGGAAACUGAUAAACCACAAGAGGACACUUUAAUCAUUUAUCAGACUGUAUUAAGGUGGUUUUUUUUAAGAAUUUGUUGAUCAUAUUGAUUUGAUAGAAGUACCCUAAAAGACUCCAGUGGGUUGAUUAUCAUCCCUGUUUCUGCUAAAUGCACAAAAAGGAAAUCAUGAGGUCACGCUGACCAUUUAUACGUGCACAGCUUUAGGUCUUUCGGCUUGUUUUUCUGCCUCCUAGUGGUCGAGUUUUAAACAUAGCUUUAAAAAGGACUGAGGGAAAAAUUGCAGCUGCCACAGCAGAGCAGGAGGUGAGUAACGCGUUAGUGCAGCCUGGUGGUUUUCACAUUGUCACAAGGUCAAAUGUGCGAUGGAGAGAUCCCAGGUGUUCUGAUGUCAGAGUGAACAGAGACACAUGCAGCAGCAGCGGCAGCAGCAGCAGCAGCAGUAGCAGCAGCAGUGCGGCAGGCAUGUAAAGACUGAGACUUCUAUCCCUUGUUAUAAAUAUAACAAGAGUUUGACUGAAGCAGCUGCAGCUUGUUGCACACACACACGGGUAUACACACAAAAAUGCACAUGAACGUACGCGCUCUGCUGUGUUUCUGUCAACUCGGCACAUUUCCCAGGCAGCUUGCACAGCUGAGUGCACUGCAUUACACACACACACACACACACACACACACACACACACACACACACACACACACACACACACACACUCGCACACACACAGACAUAGGGGAAGCAGUCAGUGACCUACAAGUGUCUAAAGCACACAAGUGUGCGUCAGUUACUGCUGGUUUGGAUCAAAAAUUAAAUUGUAGCUCGCAGCUUUUUUUCUCCCUCUUUCUCUUUCUUUCUCUUGCCUUUCACUGCCUCUCUCCAUCUCUCUUUCUCCUUCAAUUCUCUGUUUUUCAAAGGCACACAUAAAAGGAGGACGGCUUCGGUUUGGCAGAGUAUUUUAAUCUUUAAUAAGCAUUUAGAAGAGCUAUCAGCUCUAAUGCUGCUUAAGUGCUUUGAAAUGAAUACAAAGUUGACACAGUGAGACAGAGGCGGAGACAGUUUGAGAGAGACAAAGACAAACAAACACGGACAGCGUGCACAUGUACAUGUUGAGACACACAGCAGGUACCAAAUUACGUGGAACGAAUACUGUGGAGCGGUCAUGUUUAAUUGGCAGGGAUCACACUAAGCUUAUAUGGGAAAAGCAGCAGUGUGUUAACUCUAAAACCUCCCAUCCUUAAACUAGGGAGAAAGUCUCUUUAAAUGUCCUCCUUUCACAACUCAAUCUGAUCUUUAUGAUUCACCAAAACAAGGACCCAAAGGUGACAUGAUGAAUACAGAGUAAGGAGUUGAAACUGGGGUAAUUCUGGUAGCACUUUAUUUGACGCUUAUCUCUAUAGUGCAUUAUAAAUAUAUGUAUAAUGUGUUAUAAUCAUGUUAUAGCACUGUUUAACUACAGUUAUAAACACUCAUAAAUGAUCAUAAUGCUUUAUAGCAAUAAUCAUAGCACAUUAUAAAGCAUUUUAUCAUGACUUACAAGGUCAGGGAUUAUAAUGUGUUAUAACCGUUAACAACUCACUGACAAUGCCCACAUAGAUAAUGCAAUGCAAUUGUUAACAGUUAUAACACAUUACUAUACCUGACCUUGGAAGUCAUGAUAAAUGCUCUAUAAUGUGCUAUGAUUAUUGCUAUAAAGCAUUAUGAUCAUUUAUGAGUGUUUAUAACUAUAGUUAUACAGUGCUAUAAUGUGAUUAUAACGCAUUUUAAAUAGAUUUAUUAUGCGUUAUAAAGAGAGGCGUCAAAUAAACAGAGCCAAUGAAGGGAGCCAUCAGACAUCAGAAGUCAAAUCACCAACCCAGUCCUUACCAAGUCUGUUAUUCCAUCCAAUCAACGUAAAUCUGAAUCAAACAAAAGGAAAUUUCAUAUGGCAGUUGUAUUAUUUUAACUAAAUAUGUUUACUUAAGUGCUACACACAAUUAAAGCUGACUUAAUUUGAAAGAAAUAUGCACUUUCUUACUGCACUUUAACAUGAAAUGCAGGAGAAGCAUAAUUAUGUAAUAGUAUGUUUUACUAUCAAACUAAAUAGUUUUGAAUGAGCAUGUUUACAUCACAUAUGAUCUAAAAUCGACUGCAUAGUAGACGGGGCAAAAGAAAGUUAUUUAAAGGUUGUUGUUUUUUUUGCAAAAUAAUGAAAAAAAUUAAAUAAAAACUUGUCUUGGAGACGCUGUAGUACCCUUGAGCAAAGCGUGACCUCUUCAGUGGAGCUGCUCAGACUCCACCAGCAGCAGUCUGUAGUUCUACAGCCAGUUUAUGUGAUAUGACAUUUUGCUUCAUCUCAAAAGACCAGGCUGUUCUUAGUCAACUUAAUAACGUUUAAAAAUGAACACUUGGUCAUGUUUCAAAGCUUUACUCAUGCUCUAUAAAACAAGACACACACAUACACACAUGCGCACACUCGCACAAACACAGGACUUUGUUCCAGAGUGCAAUGAUUGAAUAUUUAUGAUUCAUGAUUUUUUUUCUCUCAAGCCCCCCUCUCUCUUAUUCCUACUCCCUCUCUUUGCUUUCCCAGCCUCUCUUGCUCCGUCUUGAAUUAACUGAAAAUGUUAAAUCAGCAUGAAGGCUGUUAACAACUCUGCCAAACCACUUAACCACAAUUAAUAUGUUGGUCAUACCACGACUUUAACCCCGCUAAAACUCCUUCUCCUGCCUGAUUUCUGUCUUCCUUCCUCUCCUUCUUUCUCUUUUGUUGUCUACCUACUCACCCUUCUUCUCCUCCUCCUCUCUUUCCUAUCGCUUUCCAUCUCUUGUUCUCAUCAUAUUAUCGACCAACUUCUGAGCUUUCUCAGAACUGCAUCAUGAAAUUAUAUUACCAGCAAUAGUAUCUCCUCUGCUGCCUGUGUCUGAAUGCUCACAGAGUGCUAAUUGAAAUGGAGAGCUAUUGAUCGGCAUGGAUCCACAGGAGUCACGGCUGUGGGGUAUUAGCUACCAGACUUUUUCCUUGUGUCUGCUGGAGCUCGGCCUGUUGAGUGUAAAAGCCAAUAAUAGAAAUAAUGAAGCAGCUGACUUCAUAACACAGCAACAAAUUAUUAAUCAGCUUUAUUGAGAGCUUUUCAAAAAUACGUGGGUUGUGCAGGAAUGUUUUAAGCCAGAGGAAGACCAAAAGGCUCCGACUAAUGCUGAAUGCUGUCAGUGUCAGUUUGCCCUUGAGCAAAGCACAAGUACCCCAGCUGCUGUAAUAGAGAUGCUCUGUGUUCAGCAGUAGAUGUUCUGACAGCUCAGAGGUGUGACUCUGUAGCUGUAGACCUGUCAGGAGAGGUGCAGUUGUUGAGGAAGCAGUGUGCUCACUGAACCCUCAUAUGAAAAAUAAAGAUUUCCUGCUGAGGAAAAAGUGUUUCCUCCCGGCUGGAAAAGACAUAAAAGCACUUUACUGCCACUAUAAAUACCUCAACUCCUCUUCUCCGCUUUAUCUGAAAAAGCUUGUGUUUUAGAUAAAGCUCUGACAAGUCUCCUGUGCCCGCUUUUGUCUCAUGUUUGCAUGUGUUAUAAUGAAAACAGCAAACUUCCUCUUCAAACAUAAUGCAGAUGUUGUUAAUGUGAUCCUGGGCGGUCCAAUUGAUAUUUAGAAACCAGAGACGCCAGGCUGUAAUCAGCAGCAUUAUCAGGAGACAACACAUGAAGCAGCUCUGAAUAAUGAAUGAACUUCAGUGUAUGAGUUUGAUUUGUGGCCCGGGUUUUUAUAAUCAUAUGAAUCUUUUUAAACUGUGGAUACUUCAGGGCGUUUGUGGUCCUCCAGAUGAUCGCAGCUCAUAAAAAUCAUUGGGUAACAAACUCGGCCCAAGUUAGUAACAACUAUUCUGCUCACUAAAGUUUCCUGUCCAUGACUCAUAGAUAUAGAUCGCGUUGAUGGAUACAGCAUUACCUUUACUGCAUUUUAAUCCUUCAAAUAAUCUGAUGCUACUGUCAAGAUUUAAAAUAGCAGUUGGAGGAUUUCCAGUUCAUAUAAAUCAAUAGGAGGAUCAACUUAUUUCACUUAAAAAUGCAAGAGAAAAAACUUCAAAGUUACGUAAACUUAUGAAUCCCAAAGUUAGUGCGAUGUCUAAAAUACUGACAGCAACAAGAUGGUUUGGAUGAAGUUUAAAUACAAUAUAAAUGAUGUCAUCCUUCAUGGUACCAUUCUAACCUGCAUUGUGGAUAUAGUAUUUUAGUGUGAUCAAAGCCUAUGCAUUGAUUUCCACUACAGAGUCAAUUCAGUGCUGCCUAAGAGACCAAAGAUUGCAGCUAUAAAGAGUUAUUUUUCAGCCUGUUGAUGAGAUUUUAUGCCAAGGGACAUUAUUCUAAAAUUGUUGAUAUAUUUGCUGAUGCAGUCUCUCACAGAUUGAUAAACCUCUUCUGACCUUUACUUUGGAGAGGCUCCACAUCAUCCCAACAACGCCUUUUAUAUACCCAGUUCUAUUACUAACCUGUUGUGAAUAAGUAGUUUUAGCUGAAAGGUGUAUUUUUUUAGCAUGACACAACUUUUUCAGUGUCAUUCCUGUCCUAAACUUUUUGAAAUGUGUUGCUGGCAUUAUCAGUUUAAAUAUUUGAUAUGUUGCAUCUCAUGAUUUUAGGAUAAAUAAAGGUUUUAAAAUGAUUUGCAAAUCAUCAAAGUGUGUUUUUAAUCAUUUUUUUUUUUCACAGCAUCCAUAUUUCUUUCAUAUCAAUCACCCUGUCGCACAACAUAUGACCGAUCUUAUCCUCUUUCUCUUUAGGAUACGUCAGCGAUUAUCUGAGUCCAUCUCCCUAUGAUGAUGUGGUGGGAAGCGACUCCUCUGUCAUCUCCAAAGUUCCCUCGCCCAGUCACCCGUCAAUCAUUUAUAGCCGCAUUGAGGACACCUACUCUGGCAUCCAUGGGGACAUCCAUGGUGAUUCAGACCAGCCAGACAGCCCCCGGUCUGAGGUGUCGUCAUCUGCCGGGGGAUACAUCAACGGGGAUGCCGCCGUGAGCGAAGGAUACUCAGUGGAUGCCUUUUUCAUCAUGGAUGGACGAUCAAGAAGAAAAAUGACCACGAACCCCAGAGGAGCCACUCAGAGGCACACCUGCAGCGAGUGCGGCAAAACCUACGCCACUUCCUCCAACCUGAGCCGGCACAAGCAGACACACAGGAGCAUCGACAGCAAGAUGGCGAAGAAGUGCCCGACAUGCGGCAAAGUAUACGUCUCCAUGCCGGCGAUGGCCAUGCACCUGCUCACCCAUGACCUCAAGCACAAAUGCGACGUGUGCGGCAAAGCAUUCAGCCGUCCGUGGCUGCUGCAGGGCCACAUGCGCUCACACACAGGUGAAAAGCCAUUUGGGUGUGCACACUGUGGAAAGGCUUUUGCUGACCGGUCAAACCUGCGGGCUCACAUGCAGACGCACUCGGCCUUCAAGCACUACAAGUGUAAACGCUGCGAUAAGACGUUUGCACUCAAGAGUUACCUGAAUAAGCACUACGAGUCGGCGUGUUUCAAAGGGGCGUUCUCCCCGAUGAGCUCGCUGGGGGAAUGAUGAAGUCAGAAAGGUGGACUGGACUAUUAUUUUUUUAGGUUAUUUAGAUCCGAUCUUACUGGCCUCACUCCUUCUCUCUUCCUGCUUUUCUAACAAAAAGACCAGUAUGCCUGAGCACUAAAGACAGGGGUGUGUUUUCUGCGAGGAUCAUGAAGCAAAUGAAAAAAUAGAUUGAGGAGUAGUUUAAGGACAUGUCUUUAAUCACAACCCUCCUAUCCUUCCUUUGUCUCCUCUUUCCUUAUCUGGAAGUAGAGUACAAGGUUUUCAAUCUGAUUUAGAUUACCACCCGCGUCAAUGAGAUACGUCCCUUUCUAAGGCUGUUUUGAGUAUCUGUGAAGAUAAAUAAAGCACAGCCCAUCUAGCUCAUCACUUUUGAAGAUACCUAGAUCUAUUUACGGCCAUAUCUAUCCCUGUCCCAUGACGAAAACACUCUGAAGCACAACUCUUCUCCCAUCUCUUUGUCUUCCCGAGACAGGAAUAUCACAGGACUUUGAAGCAUGAAUCACAUCUUUAGUUUUCUUGCAAAGAGAUUCAAUGAACUUUCCUAUUUACUGCUUUUUUAAAAGAAACAGAUGCUUACAAUCUAAGGGUACCUCUAGUGUCCUGCUUUUGAAACUAACCUUGGCCUGAACUCAUAAGAAGAUAAAGCAACAAGACAAAGAAAUGACACGGCAUAUGUUACCUACAAGUAAACAAAAUACAGGUUAAGUUUUUCCUUUAUAUGAGCGAGAUGCUUUGUCUAUUGUAUGUCAACUAUAGCUUCUAUUAGAUUCACUCUGAACUGUCACGGUACACCUUUCUCUUUCAAAAAAGUUCAUCUUUUCUAUUUUCUUUCCUCCAACAUCUUAAAUAGACAGUUGUUUUUUGACGUCUGAGCUUUACUUGACAGUAAACGGUGAAAACUGAGAGAGAACUAAAGAGACAGACCAGAUUUAAACAAUUACAAUUCCCACUGAGCCGCCAGGGUAUUCCUUAACAAACACUGUUUUCCUACAAUCUCUAUUAUUUAUUUUCGUCACAGGAUUCAGACAUUAAAUGUGCUGAUUUCCCUCAAAAGGUUAAACCUUCUCAAUGUUGUAUUAUGCUGUUUUCGUUGCCAACUGGUGUUACUUUUUAAAGUCUUUUUUUAUGUGUCUAUUUAUUGCCUAAUUUAUUUAUUUAUUUAUUCAUUUGUUAUUCUUAAAUGUAUUAAUUUUGCACUUUACUUUGUUAAAUUAUUCUGUUACGAUUUUUGCCUUUGUUACAAAUAUGCCAAAGCAUUUGACACUUUCUAAUUACCGAAAAACCUUUUUACUUUUGUCCGCCACUUUAAUUAUAAAACUGCAUGCAAAAAAUAACAAUAGCCUAAUAAUGGAAUCUAUGCCAAUUUUCUGAAACUUUGGAUACUUUGCCAAACCACUUAGGUAAACAGGCAUAUUAAGCAAAUUUCUGUCUUGGGCAAUAUUUCAUUAAUAUCCGAUAGAGCAAUAAUGCAUGAUAUUUUUGAGAAGACGAGUCAUAACUGCUUGUAACAUCUUGAUUUUUUUCAAGUACUAUUCUAUGUAGUUAUGAGUACUGAAAUUUCAGGGAGUUAGCCAAUGAAGUUAGUGUUAAAUAUGGAGGGUUGGGUUAAGAGCUCGAAUUCAGAGGGAUUGUGCAACUGUUGUGAUGCUUUGAGGCUUGCUCUGACGACUUGGAGAGUCAUUUUCCCAAUUUGAGUUGAAUAUAAUCCAAACCAGUUCCCUCCCAGUGAUAACUCUAUGUCAGCUUCAUUAGCUUGUUGACACCAUUCAAGCAUUAGGAGCUGUCGCGGCUUCCAAGGGUUCACACAGAUGGCACAACUCCCCUAAGUAGAGGGCUCUGGGUUGGGUUGGGAUGGGUCUUUUUGUACAUGGUUUAUGCACUGCCUGCCUCGUAUUAUUACUCGAAAAAUAUUGUAGAAAGUAGAAGGUACUACUGUAGGCCUCUGGUGCUGAAACAUGGACAAAACCACAAACCAAGAAGAAGACGAAUGAUGGGUCAAACAGAACUUCACACAGGUGUGGUGCCAAUUAAUCCCAUCAAAAGAUCUUUUCUUUCCUCUAUGGCUCUCCAUAAGACAUUAAUUAUCAAAGUCCAUAAGAGGAAUCUGGAGCUAACGCGCUCCCUGCACAGUUUCCGGUUGUUUUUCUUCCCAUCAGCUCUGGCUGUUUUGAGCUUGUUGUGGCGAUCCCUGAUGCAAUUAAAGAAUGAUAGCGGAAGAAAAGAAGACAUUUGGUCAAUAUUUCAGCACCAGAGCGCACAGACAAACACUUAGAUUCUACUAUGAACUACUGUAGCCUACUAUAGCCACAAGCUAGUUUACCUAUUCUUACAUAAAAAGCACUUCCUCUUAUGGAGUAUAUCUUAUGACUUUUUUGUGUUCAAAGAUAGUAGCACAAUGAAAGAGUUUAGUUUCAGGUAGAGAACACCUUGUAAGUAGGAAUAAAGACCUCUUUCUCCUUUUUCUACUACGAUGAAUCAAAGGUAAAAUCAACUGGGAUGCUAAAAUAACACAAGAGCUGUUUGACAUGUGGUAUUCAACAACACCUUUACUACAUGUUGUGUUAUUUUUCAACAUGUUUGUGUGGGAGCAUCUUCAACACAACCUUUUUUAAGUGCAAAUGAAAACUCAACUAUUUUGCGGCAAGAGGCCUUGUAUAUAAGCAUUAAUGUGACUUUGGAGUACUAUUAUUUCUAUAGAUCUGUAUAGAGUGAUAGUGAUCAUGAUGACAAAGAGGAGGAGGAUGGUGAUGAUGAAGGUGACGACUUUUUCUGGAGCUUCCUGCUUUGUUUUGAGUUCUUCCUCCGAGGUUUUUUUGGACCUCCUGUGGCGGUUCCAAACAAUGUAAAGCACAAAGACAACACUGGGCAUUUUGUUUCACUUCUUAAAUAAAAAUUAGUUUAAAAAA
This is a messenger RNA of Xyrichtys novacula (pearly razorfish), 11323 nucleotides long. The record is from the annotation of a GenBank genome assembly. Lineage: Eukaryota; Metazoa; Chordata; Actinopteri; Labriformes; Labridae.